Messenger RNA from Malaya genurostris, 1918 nucleotides. RefSeq lists its product as uncharacterized. The transcript is spliced from 7 exons. Bases 114 to 1883 code for a protein of 589 amino acids. The record is from RefSeq and is a predicted model, not a curated record. Gene Ontology annotation, molecular function: serine-type endopeptidase activity. NCBI's taxonomy places the organism in Eukaryota, Metazoa, Arthropoda, Insecta, Diptera, Culicidae. Gene Ontology annotation, biological process: proteolysis.
UCUACUGGGCCUUACCAAUAUGCGAAUAAACAGUCAGAAUCGAGACUUCAUUGGAUCCGGUUCUGCAAAACUGCUGUACAAUACUUAUAUUAAACGGCGGUUUUUAUUGAUAGAUGAAUAAACCAGUCAUGUAUCGUUUGCUUAUGUCUGUUUCUAUGUUGAGUGUGGUUAUUCCCGCACUGUUCGGAAACCAAGCUGGAAUUCUACUGGAUUAUAGGAAUUCUUAUCUUUCCUAUGAACAAAAAGGACUCGACAUAUGCCCUUUCACCUACUUUCAAGAAUCUUGCACCGAUUUCGCUCACGUGGUAAUCAUAGAGCCAUCCGUUAAAAAUGAUAACGACUCACAUGCUGUUUGCAUUGGAACUUUAAUCAGUGAGCAGUUCAUUCUAACAACCGCAAGCUGUGUUUCGACUAAAAAAUCUGGAACAUUGGUUCUACAAAUAAAAACAGACGAAGACAUUGCUGUUGAUUCCAUAUAUCUUCAUCCAGAUUAUAAGCUGUCGGAAGAUCAAGGACCAUCUAUAAACGACUUAGCGAUCGUUAAGUUAAAUUCAUCUCACAGCUUUAAUGAAAAUGUGGCAGCUAGCUGUUUGUGGGAUUCAGAGUCACUCGACAUGUACACAAAGGUACAGGAAAUUGAUUUUGAUCAAACAAUUAAAAGAUUGGAACAAAAUACAACAGUUUGCUCCGGAACAGCUAAAAAUGAUUGUCUUGAAGCAGUACUGAAACAUUGGUGUCAGAGGAAAUCAUCUUCCGGCAUUUUGCAAAUCAGAGAACUGGGGAAAUACAGAAUGCAUGCAAUGAUAGCAAGUUUCGGUUGUGAUAAGAACAAACACAUCGUUCCAAUUUCUAACUACUUGCCAUGGAUCAGAGAAGUCACAAAAAAUACUCAGAUUGAAUAUAAUUUCACAGACAUCGGUUUAGGCGAAAAAUGCUUCAAGAACGAUGGCACAAACGGAGUAUGUCUACCAACCAACCAGUGUCCUCAAAUUCAUGAAAAUUUUAAAGCCCUUUGGAAGAACAAUUCAAUCAGUACAUGUGGCUUCGAAGGAGAAGAAGCAUUAACAUGCUGUGCAACUGAAGAUAUGAAGAUUGGACCAGGUACGGAAGCCAUGUUACGUGAUAUUGUUCAAGAGAUUGAGAACUGUGAAUUGCUUUACGAUGAGUUCAGACGAACUCCUGAAGAGCACCAGCUGUAUUCUCAAGUUGCUAUUAUUGAUUUGUACAAUUCUAUCAACUGCAGUGCAACACUUAUUUCAACGCGUUAUUUACUCACAUCUGCACAGUGCGUCCUAGAUAUUGAUAUUCAUCAUUCGUCCAUUUGGCUUGGUGUGGGAGUCCAGGAAGAAUCUGUUGCACAGAAAAAUUCCAUUCAAUCAACCUUCCCACAUCCCAAAUUCCAUCCUAAAUCAAAACACUACAAUAUAGCCGUAAUCAUGCUUAAAUACCCAGUACUGAUCCAAUCAUUUAGCGUACCGGCUUGUUUAUGGUUUGAAAAGUCCAAAAUACCUACAAAUCUAGAGGCUGUCAGUUUGCAAGGCAAUGAACGAGUUUUCUCUGUAUUGGCUACCAGUCCGAUGUACUACAGUGAUUGCCGCCGACUACAUAAUUCUCAACUUAUUACUUCUGAGAUGUGUGUUCAGUAUCUAGCCCACUCAAUGUGUAAUUCUGUCGAAAAGGAGGAUUUGUGUCAAAAUCCAGGAAGUGGAUUGUAUUCUAACCUUUACUAUGGCGAAGAUAUGAAACCAGUAACAUACGUAGUCGGAAUUUUCAACCAAGGACACAUGUGCAACAAAAACGGACCUGCGAUGUAUACUCGAGUAAGUGAGUAUUAUCAGUGGAUAAAAAGUGUAAUUUAUCUCAGUUCUCAAAAAAUGAAAUAAAAGUCAUUUUCUUAUGAAUUGGACGAAAAUUAAAA